Messenger RNA from Pedinophyceae sp. YPF-701, 1854 nucleotides. The record is from the annotation of a GenBank genome assembly. Lineage: Eukaryota; Viridiplantae; Chlorophyta; Pedinophyceae.
AUGCUUGCCCGGCGGCUUCUCGCCUCGUCCAGCGCGGCGGCAGAGGGUUGCGGGAAGCGCAGGCGGCAGGCGUUCGCGGGUCGUGCUCCCAGGCCACUCGGCCAUCCAUGGGCCGGGCGGCGGUGCACGACGACGGCCGGGGCCAGUGCAGAGGCGCAGGGCGUCGCAGAGGCGUCUGUAGAUGACAACAAGCCGAAGAGCGACGGGAAGAAGAAGAAGCAGCAGCAGCAGAAGAAGCAGGGCGGCAAUAAGAAGGGCGGUGGCCGCGAGACCGGCAGCUCGCUCGAGGAGCUCAUGCAGAUCAGGAUGGACAAGGCGGACGCGCUGCGCGAGGCCGGACAGAACCCGUACGCCUACACGUUCCCCCGGACGCACUCGUGUGCCGAGCUGCAAGGCCUGUACACCGACCUCGAGCCCGGGACGGAGAAGGCAGCGUCCGAGAAGGCCGGCGGCGACAUCUGCGUCGCGGGGCGCCUGAUGGCCAAGCGCGUCAUGGGCAAGCUGGCCUUCCUGCGCAUCCAGGACCCCUCCGGCCCAGUCCAGCUGUACGUGGACAAGAAGGCGCUCCCGGAGGGGGGCUUCGCGGAGAUGAAGGCGAUGGUGGACGUGGGCGACAUCGUGGGCGCGCGGUGCCCGUCGGUGCGGCGCACGGACAAGGGCGAGCUCUCCGCGGUCCCCGCCGAGCUGUCGAUCCUGACCAAGUCGAUCCGCCCGCUGCCCGACAAGUGGGCCGGUCUGACGGACGUGGAGCAGCGCUACCGCCAGCGCUACGUGGACCUCAUCAUGUCCCCGGAGUCGCGCAACACGCUCGUCGCGCGCUCGCGCAUCGUGUCGGGCAUCCGCCGGCUGCUCGACGCGCGCGACUUUUUGGAGGUGGAGACGCCCACGCUGCAGCAGGAGGCGGGCGGGGCGGACGCGCGGCCGUUCGUGACGUACCACAACGCGCUCGGGCAGGACUUCACGCUGCGCAUCGCGACGGAGCUGCACCUGAAGCGGCUCGUCGUGGGCGGCAUCGAGCGCGUGUACGAGCUGGGGCGCAUCUUCCGCAACGAGGGCAUCUCCACGCGGCACAACCCGGAGUUCACCUCGAUCGAGGUCUACCAGGCGUACGCGGACUACAACGACAUGAUGGACCUCACGGAGGACCUCAUCCGCGACGCCGCGCAGUCGGUGUGCGGCGGCCACAAGGUGACGUACGACGGCGUCGAGAUCGACCUCGAGGGGCCCUUCCGGCGCGCGUCGAUGCACGACCUCGUGCAGGAGGCCACCGGACUCGACUUCAUGUCGGACGAGCUGCGCAGCGACCUCGAGGCCGCGCGUGCGGCCGGCGCCGAGGCGCUGAAGAAGGCUGACAGCGACGGCGCGAUGGCGUCCCUCGGCGCGGUGAGCGGCGCGCCGUCGGUGGGGCACGUAGUGAACGAGCUGUUCGAGGCGCUCGUGGAGGACUCGCUCGUGCAGCCGACCUUCGUGACGGACCACCCUGUCGAGGUGUCGCCACUGGCGAAGCCGCACCGCUCCAAGCCCGGCUGCGUCGAGCGGUUCGAGCUGUUCGUCACGGCGCGCGAGCUCGCCAACGCGUUCUCCGAGCUGACGGACCCCGUGGAGCAGCGCAGGCGCCUCGAGGCGCAGAUCGAGUCGCACCGCGCACGCGCCGCAGCCACCAAGGACAAGGAGGGCAACGUGGACGUGGAGAUGGACUACGAGGUCAAGCUGGACGAGGACUUCCUGCGCGCGCUCGAGCACGGCAUGCCGCCGACCGCCGGGCUGGGCAUCGGCGUGGACCGCCUGGUGAUGCUGUUGACCGACUCACCCUCGAUCCGGGACGUGAUUGCAUUCCCGCUGCUCAAGAGCUGA